This is a messenger RNA of Pangasianodon hypophthalmus (striped catfish), 3525 nucleotides long. RefSeq names its product BMP binding endothelial regulator (gene bmper). NCBI's taxonomy places the organism in Eukaryota, Metazoa, Chordata, Actinopteri, Siluriformes, Pangasiidae. Gene Ontology annotation, molecular function: protein binding. Bases 634 to 2655 code for a protein of 673 amino acids. The transcript has 14 exons. The record is from RefSeq and is a predicted model, not a curated record.
GGCGCGUGAAUUGCUCCUUUUGCAGCCUGGUUAGCGGUAAGAGGAGAUGUGAUAGGGAAACACUCGGAUUUCACCCCCCGUCGAGACAGUCUUCAUUACAGAGCCGCGCGCGUGCAGACCUACACCACCACCAUCAGAAAAGGUUUGGAGGAUGAGCAUGAUAACCCCCUCGGCUGCGAUUUAAAUAUCUGUGUGUGGUGGGGGCUGAUCUGUUCCUGCUCGGGAGGAGGUUCCUGCGCCGCGGGAACGUUUAACUGGAGGCGCGGAGUUUCUAUUAAAUCCCCACAGUGCAGUGCGGUGCAGCUCAGUGCGCGCGCCGGGAGCGUCGGAGGCGCGUCAGGUUCAAAACGUUUCCCUUACGCACGCACUGGGACGUGACUUGGCACUUUUGGACGCCUGUUAGUCAGUAGGAUAUUCCCGGGUGAUGGUUCUGAGCAUCUUUAGGAGCCAUCAGAGGAGAUACUGAUCGUUUCAGGAGACAGAAUGAGCACGGGCGCGUGAAGCGGGGAUGAAGCUGCACGAUUCCGAGACCUUCACAUCCACGGCUUCACUCUGACCGGAUUUUACCGUUUGGAUAAAAAAUAUUUGGUUGAAUUUUUUUUUUUUUUUUUUCACUCUCGGGACUAACUGGUGAUGUUUUCCUCACCGCGCGAGACUAUGAGGCUCGUCGUCACCCGCAGACUCUUUUUCUUGUUUUUAUUAUUCCAGGCUCCUCGGGUAAUCGCGUCCAUAAUUACAGGAACGGAGGCGAGCUGCGACAACGAAGGAGAGGUGUUACACAUCCCCAACAUCACCGACAACCCCUGCAUCUCCUGCGUCUGUCUGAACAAUAAAGCAGACUGCAAGCAGGAGAAAUGCCCCCUAGUGGCAGACGACUGCGCAUUGGUGGUGAAACAGACUGGAGCCUGCUGCGAAAGAUGCAAAGGCUGUCAGCUGGAAGGGAAGUCCUAUAACAGCUCGUAUUCAUGGACGACCCCGACCAAGCCGUGCAUCACACGCCGGUGUCAGGAAGGUGUAAUAACCGAAGCAGAAAUGCAGUGUGUGGUUCCCUGCAAGAACCCCAAAAUCCAUCCCAAGAAAUGCUGCCCUUCCUGCCCAGGCUGUAUUUUCGAGGGUCGCCUGUAUAAAGAGAGAGAGGAGUUUCACCCUGAGGGGAAGCCCUGCAUCAAAUGCAUGUGCACUGGAAGCCGAACGAUGUGCCAUAGGGAGGUGUGUCCUGUUCUGUCUUGCCCAUCCCAUCUGAGCCAUACUCCUCCAGGCCAGUGUUGUCCCAGAUGUCAGGGUCAGAGGAAGGUGUUUGACCUGUCCCUGGGCAGCUGCUUAUUCCACAGUGAGGUCUAUGAGAACGAUACAUCCUUCAGCUUGGAUAACUGUACGACAUGCACCUGUCUGGACUCCACAGUGGUGUGUAGGAAACGCUGUUCUCCAGCAGGAAGCUGCCAGAGUGGCCAGUGCUGCCCUGAGUGUCUCUCUUAUCUGAAGACGGAGGACAUCAAAUACUGCAGGGUCAAAAACAAGAUCUACAGGGAUGGGGAUCGCUGGUCGUCUGUGAACUGCACAUUAUGUACCUGUGUGAAGGGGAACAUUGAGUGUCGGCCUAAACACUGUGUGCCGGUCACCAGCUGCCCUGCGAAUAAGAUACUGAACCGGACUGGCUGCUGCCCUGUUUGCACUGAAAAGCCAGGUGUGUGCACUGUAUUUGGCGACCCUCAUUACAACACGUUCGACGGACGCACCUUUAACUUCCAGGGCACGUGUCAGUAUGUUCUGACCAAGGACUGCACAUCAGGGAGUGGCUUCACUGUGUUGGUGAAGAAUGACGCACGGAAAACACGCUCGUUCUCCUGGACCAAGUUCGUGGAGCUGCGUAUGCCGGGGAUGACCGUGAGUCUGCACCAACACUUAACAGUGCGGCAGAACGGCACACGCGUCGCCCUGCCGUUCCACAGCACAGGCGUCCACAUCGACCUUGACGGAUACCUGCUGAAACUCACCACCAUCGUAGGUUUGGAGAUCACAUGGGAUGGUGACAGUUUAGUGGAGGUGGUGGCUGCUCCUCACCUGAAGAAUCGACUCUGUGGCCUGUGCGGUAAUUACAACGGUCACAGACGGGACGACUCAGUGGGCAGUGAUGGCCAGUUCAAGUACGAUGUGGACGAGUUUGCAGAUUCGUGGCGUGUGGAUGGUAAUGAGGUGUGUGAGCAACCUCCCCGCAGGCCCACGCCGUUCCUCUGCCCUGGUUCGGUCAAGGUGAAGAUCCGUGCCCACCGCUCCUGCCACAAACUCAAAUCCUGGGAGUUCCAGAAGUGCCACUCUGUGGUCGACUUUGCCCCCUUCUAUAGGUCAUGUGUUACGGACAUGUGUGAGUGUCCGGUGCACAAGAACUGCUACUGCGAGUCCUUUAUCGCCUACAGCCGGGCGUGUGAGAGAGAGGGAGCGCCUGUGCUCUGGAGGCCUGAACAGUCUUGUAUGACCACGCAAUGCAAACACGGCGCUGUGUAUGACACCUGCGGCCCUGGCUGCUCCAAAACCUGUGACAACUGGAACGAGAUUGGCCCCUGCCACAGACCCUGCGUGGCCGGCUGCCACUGCCCGGCUAAUCUGGUGCUCAGCCAGGGCCACUGCAUUAAACCCAUGUCCUGCCCUGGCCGGUGACCCGAGUGACUCCGGUGACCCUGCAGACCACACUGCAUGCAGGCAAGAGGCCAAAGACACUGAAAAACCCUCACAGUGGGACUGGAUCAUUUAUGAGCCCAUGUUACUCUUCAUGCAUUGGGAUAACGGGACAGGAUAAGUGUGAGCCCUGACCUCCUUGCACAGACCGAGCCGCAGUCAGAGGACCUUGUUCCAUCCCGUUUACUGCAUGGACGUGAGCGUGAGCAGCUCGUGUUCAUGUUCAGUUUGGGACACGUUGAACGUCCAACUGCAGGAAAGACGCCAACUGGAUGCUCAAACGGAGACGUUAAAAAAGGACUUGUACAAAAUGCUAAUUUUAUUAACAUCGACUUAAAUGGAACUAUUUAUAUAUUUACUUGUUCAUUUAGCUGUGUUUAUUUUGUAUAUGCUGUGCCUGCAGAGGAGCACUAACAUGACUGUUAAAAGCUCACAGAGAAAAGUACUGUAUUGUUAAAAGCCCAUAACUUUGUGGCUGUGUACGACUGUGUGUGUGUGUGUGUGUGUGUGUGUGUAUGUAUGUAUGUGAUCUUUCUGUAAAUGUAACUUGCCUAAUAAGCAAUUAUUUAUAAAACACGUUGAGACCCACAUCCUCUGAAAGGAAUGAGCCGUCGUCUUUAUGUGUGUGUGGAGGAAGCGUGAAAAGCACCAGGGCCUGUGUUCAGGCUCAUCACAAGCUAAUAAGGAAGGACAAAAGACUGUUGGUUUGCCCCUAUGGUGGCAAAUCUGAAUUAAUGGCUUCCCUUAUUUAAAAUGUUUUUAAAAUAUUCAAACUGUGUGCCUGAUUAUCUUGAUGUUGUGAAUAAGCUGUUAAUGGAAUAAACAAUAAAAUAAUUAUUCAGUUUAAAAUGA